Messenger RNA from Syngnathus typhle (broad-nosed pipefish), 2820 nucleotides. Its product is annotated as low-density lipoprotein receptor class A domain-containing protein 4-like. The transcript is spliced from 4 exons. Gene Ontology annotation, molecular function: R-SMAD binding. The record is from RefSeq and is a predicted model, not a curated record. Gene Ontology annotation, cellular component: early endosome membrane; Golgi membrane. Gene Ontology annotation, biological process: negative regulation of transforming growth factor beta receptor signaling pathway. Bases 1076 to 2227 code for a protein of 383 amino acids. NCBI's taxonomy places the organism in Eukaryota, Metazoa, Chordata, Actinopteri, Syngnathiformes, Syngnathidae.
ACCUGUGCCAUCAAAUAUUUGCAAUUGACUUUGACAUAAACAGUCAAUUCUAAGCUCAGCUAUGCAAGAACGGGGGAAAAACAUGUUUCAAUCUAGACAAUGCUUUAUUAUUACUUGUGGAAUGUGAUGCCAGCAUUACGAGUCUCACGGUUGUCACGGGAUUUGCAGCCGCCAGCAGAACAGUGUCUGGGCAUCUGAAAGAUGGCAAUAAAACAUUUUUAUAUCAUGGCCAAAAUGACAGCGUUGAAGUUUAUUUUUUAUCAUAGACAUAUCACAAAACGGGAAAUACUGCAAUGUGUGAAUUGGAAUAAUUAAAAAAGAAUUCCAGUCCAGAAAAUUCUCCUUUAAGUCACGCAUGCGUAGUGCUUAUUUGGUUGCCAUAUGCUAAGUGCUAACAGGGCCUCCAUCUUACCGCAUCUCAGUGCUCGUGCAUGUUGCAAAAAUAAUCGAAAAGGCGUGCAAUGACAUUUUUAAACCCGUGGGAUGUCUCACAUUGUUGCUAACUGCAGCGAGCUAACUUUUAAAUUUAGCCAAGUGCCAAAUAAUUUGCAUGCCAGAGCGGAACGAGCCAUCUCGGUAAUUAGCCAUAAACGCGACAAAACAGCAAAUACGCCCGUUUAUGCUUCACGGCUUUGGAAAAUAUUUACAUUUGACGGUUUGGUCGUUUAUAACAAAAGUAUAUUACCAUGCACAGAAGAGUUGACCUCAGGAAGAUGGCUGCUGUGUCCGCCUUGCACCUUUUUCCGGUUUUAUGACGUCACUUUUAUGGACGUUCGGUUUAACAUAUGAACACAACUUUAACGACUAGACAUUAGUGUGAAAUAUUGGCGGACGUAAUAAAAACACAUGGGUGUAUUUUUCAAAAUACUAUAGUAAAUUAUGACUGAAACACGUAAAGAGUAUUCUAGAAAAAGACGAUCAGGCUUUAAUGGACAAAAAAUGGGUUGUUGAGUUAUCGAAGUGGGUGUUUGUUUGUGAAUAAAUAAAUAAUAUCACAAGCAAUGACAUUCUUAUUAAAGACUGGAGAGUUGACAACCUUCAUCCUUGGGAACCUAAUUUUGUAGGCAUCGCAUGCAUGUAUGCAAACGAGCUCUUGUCUGCAGGUCACGGUCAGAGAUGGGGGAGUUUUUUUUUUUUUUUUUUGUAUGUGUUUGUUUUAAUGCAGAGGCUGUCUGGACUCUGGAGGAUAUGUGUCUGGCCAGCCCUCCCCUUCAUUGUCCCCCAUCCAGUCCUCCCCCACGAAGUUGGGGUGUGGGUGAGCUGCAAAUCACAACGCCUCGCAGCAGUCAGACGCGGAUGCAAAGCACCGGACUGCACAUCAUUUCUUUCUUCCCCAUCCUAUGGCGAGGUUGCUGGAAGUCCAAAUGAGGAUCCGAGCUCCUCUGGGGGGCACGGUCAUGUAGCCAGGGGCUGCAUGCGGAGGCUCCGGGCUGCCUGCAACGGCGCGGGCUCCUCCUCGCUGCCCCGACUUCCCCGGCGUCCCGGUGGCUGUCUGAUGCGAAACCCAGCGGCCCAUUUGCGAAGCUCGAGCCCCACACAGUCCAAUGAUUAUUGCUCUUGCACCAGACCCCAGCCACAGGGCAUGGAUAUAUCUGAACUGGAGUUGGUUCAGAUAAUACUUAUCCUGCUGGCGAUGAGCGUCAUGGUGGCCGUCGUCGUGUGCCUUCUCAUGCACUACCGCCUCGUCGCCCUAUCACUCCUCGGCCGGCUGGGCCAGGCGCGGGAAGUCUCGACGGCGGAGGUCCGACGGGACGCGAGUGGGUGGCCGGAUGGUGUGCUGAGUCAACAUGGACAAGGCCAGAGCUGCACCGCACCAGUCCUGGUGCAGCACCACCACCACCUGUGUCGCCUGCAGCCCACCUACCCAUACAUGCCGCAGGAGACCGUCAACCUGCCCCCCAUGAUCUGCUUACCCAGCGAGGAGGAAAAGGCACCCCGCUACUUUCGGCAACAUCCGGAGCUGAAGCGCUCCUGCAUUCGGGCGCCGCCUAACCGCAAUGUCCUUAUAGACAAUUAUGUGCACAACGCCGGACCACGGGUGGCCAAACAGGAUUCUGAAAGCGGCGGCGAGAGGUCCGAGAGCCCCCCGCCCUCCUACAGUGUGACUAUAGAGGACCCCUAUUGUAAAAGUACUCCCCCAGGUCCAAAAAGGUUACAGACACAUUGGAGCCCCACUGAAAACACGACCUCCACCGAGGCUGUCCCUCAUAACUCCUCAGUCACUUGAGAGAUGCAACCAAACUUUUCCUUUGUGAUAUUUAAAUGUUAUCAAAUGUUUUUUAUGCGGUGCUAAAAAAAAUCUCUUGUGUUUUUGUCUAUUUUUGUAAGCUUUUCCAUGUCUUUCUGCUCUACAUUUGGACUCAGUGCCCUGAUAAACAUUAGUCCGAACUCACAGAAUGUACUGGGCUUUGUAAUGCAAAAAAAAAAAGCUAGCUGAAGUUGCACAGAGAAUGCUUCUGCUUUUUGAUGAUUUUUCAAGCUGCUAAAGCUUUUUGCUUGCGUCGGAGAGCGUAUAUGUAGACAUUUCUUUUAUCACAUUAUAUACCCAGAGGCAAGUUUCUGUUUUCGUUUCAUACUCACGGCGACAUUGAUGUCACCACCUCAAGCACUUUUGCCUCUGAAUCGACAAAACACGGGAAGGAGGACGACGCAUCCUCCAUAUAAGCCAUGCACAGCAAUAUACUCUUGUCGGUGCAAUUGACCUGAGUUUAAGCUACAAGUAUAGACGCUGAAUUUUGAGAAAAAAAAUAUUCUUGUCGUUUACAUUUUCAUGUUAUUUAACAAAGAUUUUGUAUUUAUAAGGUGUAGCAGUUUACAAUA